This is a messenger RNA of Zerene cesonia (dogface butterfly), 804 nucleotides long. RefSeq names its product cytochrome b5 domain-containing protein 1-like. Lineage: Eukaryota; Metazoa; Arthropoda; Insecta; Lepidoptera; Pieridae. The record is from RefSeq and is a predicted model, not a curated record. The transcript has 4 exons. The coding region runs from base 1 to 804 and encodes 267 amino acids.
AUGAUUUACACAAAGCAGGAAUGGUACACACCAGCCGAAGUAUCGGUCCAUAACAGGGCAACAGAUUGCUGGGUAUCCUUAAAUGGCGAAGUUAGAGACCUGACUCAGUGGCUACAGCAACAAGUAAAACUCUGCAAGUGCCCGAAGACCUGCUCCUGUGCUGUGAAAAACUGGUACUGUGGGCAGGAGUGCGUGGAGUAUUGCUCCUGUUUUAAACGCGGAUUCUUCUACUGCGACGCGAAAAGGCUUGCGACGACAAUUCUAGCGUACGCCGGUAAGGAUGUCAGCCACUGGUUCAAAGGUGACGACUGGAUACACUACACGCACCCUAUAGUGGGGACAAGCACCCCCUUUCACGUGCACGGCCCAGGACACAGGCAGCCCGUGGUACCGUCCACUAGGUGGCGGCCCCCUUGCAGCUGUCGACCCUGGUGGUUGAAUGACGGAAACGUGGUUGGGAAGGUCACUGCGAAGACACGCCCCAUUAGAAUUACGAAUAUUUUGACUGGUACAUCAGUAACACUUGAGGUAUGCUCCGAAGAGACGCUAUACCAGAUCAUGAUGCGGUACCUCCCCCACAAUUCCCACAUGCUCUCAUACACUUGGCGGUACAUGAAUAAGCCAUUGAAUUAUGAUAAGACCCUAGAGCAAAAUGGGGUACCUGAUGAAAGGGAGGUCUUCAAUGACGUGGCGUUGCCCGAGAACCUGCAUAUACCUGAUCUACUGCUGUAUUAUAAUGAUGAUCUGACUGAAGAUCCACCGAAAGAUUGCUACUGUGAAGAUAAAGAAUGUACGAGAGGUUAA